This is a messenger RNA of Synchiropus splendidus (mandarinfish), 2637 nucleotides long. RefSeq names its product arylsulfatase H (gene arsh). Lineage: Eukaryota; Metazoa; Chordata; Actinopteri; Syngnathiformes; Callionymidae. Bases 181 to 1977 code for a protein of 598 amino acids. The transcript has 10 exons. The record is from RefSeq and is a predicted model, not a curated record. Gene Ontology annotation, molecular function: arylsulfatase activity.
UUCAUCCGUCAUUCAUUCACUAUGCGCUUUUUGUGGUAAAUGUUUUUUGUUUGGAUAUUAUAAUAAUUAUAAUUAAAGCGAUAUUUUUAAUUUUGCACUUUUAUUAUACAAACUUAACACUUUGCUUUAAAUAUUUUUGAAUAAUUCUUACUCAGCCAGUAUUUAUGUUUGUGCAAGUCAAUGCCAAGUUUGUUCACACUUAAUAUGACCAGGCUCCGAGCAUGGCCUCUUCUGGGGCUGCUGCUGCUGGCAGCAGGGGGUCGUGGCACAACAGGGGAGGAACGGAAGCCCAACUUUGUGCUCAUCAUGGUGGACGACCUUGGCAUUGGAGAUGUGGGCUGCUACGGCAACGACACCAUCAGGACUCCUAACAUAGACAGGCUGGCUUCUGAAGGUGUGAGGCUGAGUCAGCAUAUUGCGGCGGCCCCUCUCUGCACACCGAGUCGGUCGGCUUUCAUGACCGGGCGCUACCCACUUCGUUCAGGAAUGGCCGGUGCGGGACGGUCGCGGGUCCUGUUAUUUCUUGGAGGUUCAGGAGGGCUCCUGUCCAGUGAGACCACGUUCGCGAAGAGGCUGCAGCAACAAGGAUACAGCACAGGCUUAGUUGGAAAGUGGCACUUGGGGUUGAACUGUGAACACAGAGGGGAUCACUGCCACCAUCCCAACACUCAUGGCUUCGACUACUACUACGGCAUCCCGUUCACCCUCCACAACGACUGUGAGCCCGGAGAAGACAGCGUUGUCAUGACGGACCUGCAGCAAACACUCCGAAACAUGACCGUCAUGCUAGGAAUUGGACUUUUCACUCUGGUGUGUAUUCACGUGUUGGGCCUCGUUGAAAUCAGUCUUUGGGUCUUGGUGCUGCUUUUCCUGCUGAGUGCACUCGCUACUGCCGUGUGGUACGUUCCAUUCAACUUCCUGUCCACAUGGAACUGCGUCCUGAUGAGGAACCAGGAUGUGGUCGAGCAGCCGGUGCGGCUGGAGACGUUGCCCCAGAGGCUGCUGGGAGAGGCCAAGCAUUUCAUUCAGAGGAACGCCAAUCGCCCAUUCCUGCUGUUUUUUUCUCUGGCUCACAUUCACACGCCGCUCUUCAAAAACCCUAAAUUCGCUGGAAAGAGUCAGCACGGUCGCUAUGGCGACAACAUGGAAGAGUUGGACUGGAUGAUCGGUGAAAUAACUGACACGGUGGAUUCUCUCGGCCUGGCCGGCGACACCCUGAUGUACUUCACGUCGGACCACGGGGGCCAUUUGGAAGACGCUGACGAUGCGGUGGGACAGAAGGGCGGCUGGAACGGAAUCUAUAGAGGUGGGAAGGCGAUGGGGGGCUGGGAGGGAGGGAUACGGGUUCCUGGAAUUUUUCGUUGGCCUGGUAAACUGAAGGCUGGCAGAGUCGUGGAUGAGCCAACAAGCCUCAUGGACUUGUACCCGACACUCACACAUUUGGCCCGAGACAGUCGACCAGACAGACCUUUAGAUGGCUACAACCUGAUGCCGUUGCUGCAGGGGAAGGAGCAGCGAUCCGAGCACGAGUUCAUGUUCCACUACUGCGGCGUGUACCUGAACGCAGCACGCUGGCACCCGCCUGACAGUGACUCCAUCUACAAGGUGCACUUUUUCACCCCCAACUUUUCACCGCCGGGAGCCAUUGGCUGCUACGACGGCAAAGUCUGUCCGUGCUCCGGAAAACAUGUGACGUACCACGACCCUCCGCUCAUGUUCAAUCUCCUCCACGACCCCUCGGAGUCCCGCCCACUGACCCCUGAUGCUGAGCCUCGCCAUGCGGAGGUCCUGGCUCAGCUCUCCAAAGCUGUUGAGAGUCACCAGAAAACUUUCAACAACGGUCAAACCUCCCAAAAUUCCGGUGGCAUUCCGAACCAAAUGACUUGGGACAAGAUCUUAUGGAGACCAUGGCUGCAGCCGUGCUGUGGAACCUUCCCUUUCUGUGGCUGCAGAGAAGAACAAACAGCAGCUAUUUAGAAAGAAUACUACAAGUAGUUUGGUGAUGGAGGGAUAUUCUCUUUGUGCAUUUGCUUAGCAGAGGCCUGUAAGUUCAACUGUUUUUACCAUUGACACGAAUCGGAAGGACUAAACAUUUCUUCAACCAUGAAGAUAAACAGUUAUGAUGCACUGAUGAAGCUUUAUGAAGCGGCGUGCUCUUCCAGAGCCCACUAGAUGGCACUGUCUGCUGCAAUAUAUGACUUUUAGCAAAUAGUUGAAUGAGACGUCACUCCGUUUUAAGACCAACAGCGCCACCUACCACCCUCUGAAGAACGGUUCUCUGCUUCACAAAGCUUUAUCUGUGUAAUAAGUGGAUGGGUGGAUGACCUGGUGUCGUAUUUUUUUUCUCAUCAAACUGGUAGACAUGGGAGGAAGUUGCUGGGUAAAAAUCUGUCAGGGUCAGUUUUUAUCUCCUGUGCUUCAGUGGGUUUUGUCUGGGUUUUUCCUCUCACAUUCCAAAAACACUAGUAGACGUAAUAGUGCGAGUGCUUGUCUGUCAAUAUGGGUCAUGUGAUGGACAGGUGUCCUGCCCGGGGGUCUCUCGCUGACCCCCCUCCUUUCCAUUGGCGGUACAUUUUGAAUGAUACUGUCAUAAGACAUUGGUAGUUCUGACAUGAAGGAAUUAAUAAAACAACAUGA